GGAAGAAGAGGAGGAGGGGUGUGUGCGGACGCCGGCAGAGCCGGGCCACCUCGGCUGGGGAAGGCAGGGGUGAGCGGCCCGGGCCAGAGGGACGCGGGGCCCAGAGCCGAGGCAGCGUCCUUCGUGCCAGACUUUCCAUGAUGGAAGAGGAACAGCAGAAGCAACAUUCACAUUGUGUGAAUUGUGUCAGUAGACGAUGCAUGACUAGACCAGAAACCGGGAUUUCCUGUGAUUUGAUUGGCUGUCCAUUGGUUUGUGGAGCAGUUUUCCACUCAUGCAAAGCUGAUGAACAUCGAGUAUUGUGUCCACUUGAACGAGUGCCUUGUUUAAAUAGUGGCUUUGGGUGUCCUUUUACGAUCACCCGAAGUAAAGUUGCUGAACAUCUAGAAAUAUGUCCUGCCAGUGUGGUAUGCUGUACUAUGGAGUGGAAUAGAUGGCCAGUUAGUUAUGCAGACCGAAAAUCGUAUGAAAAUCUUAGCAGAGAUGUUGAUGAAGUAGAACAACUAGACAUGGCAUUGGCCCUUCAGGACCAAAGAAUGCUCUUGGAAUCUCUCAAAGUUGCCACUAUGAUGUCAAAAGCAACUGAUAAAAUAUCAGAAUCCAAAGAACAAAUUCCAGCUAAAUCAAGUGUCCCUGAUGUAUCACAUACUAAUGGUUUGGUGUCUGUUGAUGGAGAGUCUUAUGGUGCACUCUAUCAAGCUACUGUAGAAACAACUAGAAGUUUGGCUGCUGCAUUAGAUAUCCUGAACACUGCUACACGAGAUAUUAGUGUAUUAAAUACAAGACUAUGUGCUUCACCAAGUGAAAUGGAUGAAGAACAAAAUUCUACUAAAAGCUUGAAGAGUAAGAGCUCAAAAGACUGUGAAUAUCCAAAUGAAGAUGAGAUGGGAGCAGUUGGUGGAUUUGACCAUAAUGUCUCAGGGCAGAGUCCCCAGUCUGAACAAAAUGGCUCAAAUGAUUUCUGCUGUGACUUGAAUGAUAGUUUUGAUAGCACUUCUGCUUUCUGUAAUGGAUUUCUUUUAGAUAAUAUGCAUGCAGAGGUGAUGGACCAUAAUGAGGAUUUUAGUAGUGAAUUAGAUCUACGUAAUUUAACAAAUGGUGAAUGUGUUCCUUCUGACAAAGCUUUGCCUACUGAUUCACUUUCAGUAGCAGCACAACUUGGAGAAGGAAUAUCAUCUAGUACUUUGCCAAAUGGAACAGUUCAGCAUAUCCUCUUACCAGAUGACUCCAGUGGAGAGGAAAUAUUAGAAAAUAAAGCAGAACAAGAAGGAUUGAGGAAUGUGGAUGUCCUUUCUUUAAUUCGUCCCCAAUCUUUCAAAUUCUUUUCCAGUUCCUGUUGGUUCAAAGCAAAGGAAGAUAAAGCGGUAGAUACUGCAGACUUAGAAGUUACUGAAGACCCCAUGGGCCUUCAAGGAAUAGAUUUAAUCACAGCUGCUUUGCUGUUUUGUCUAGGGGAUUCUCCUGGUGGAAGAGGUAUAUCUGAUAGUCGUUUUGUUGAUGUCUGUCAUGUUGACUUUGGGACUCAAACUUUUUCACUUCCUUCUGCAAUUUUAGCCACAAAUACAAUGGUUGGGGAAAUAGCUUCUGCUUCAGCUUGUGAUCAUGCCAACCCACAGCUCUCAAAUCCAAGUCCUUUUCAGACACUUGGACUGGAUUUAGUAUUGGAAUGUGUGGCAAGAUACCAAAUCAAGCAACGUUCAAUGUUUACAUUUGUUUGUGGACAAUUAUUUAGAAGAAAAGAAUUUUCUUCUCAUUUUAAGAAUGUUCAUGGUGACAUUCAUGCUGGACUCAAUGGCUGGAUGGAACAGAGGUGUCCUUUAGCUUAUUAUGGGUGUACCUAUUCUCAGCGUAGAUUUUGUCCUUCAACACAAGGGGCAAAGGUUAUACAUGAUCGACAUUUAAGAUCGUUUGGAGUUCAGCCGUGUGUAUCUACAGUAUUAGUAGAGCCUGCUAGAAACUGUUUGCUUGGCUUACAUAGUGACCAUCUAAGUAGUCUUCCUUUUGAGGUCCUACAACAUAUUGCUGGAUUUUUAGAUGGUUUUAGUUUAUGCCAGUUUUCACGUGUAUCACGGCUAAUGAGGGAUGUAUGUGGCAGUCUGCUUCAGUCCCGUGGAAUGGUCAUACUACUGUGGGAAAAAAGGAAAUAUCCUGAUGGACAUUCAUCAUGGCAGAUACGAGAAAAGGUAUGGCGAUUCAGUACUGCAUUUUGUUCUGUGAAUGAGUGGAAAUUUGCUGACAUCGUUAGCAUGGCCGACCACUUGAAGAAAUGCAGUUACAAUAUUGUAGAGAGAAGGGAAGAAGCUAUUCCAUUACCAUGUAUGUGUGUAACCCGGGAACUCACUAAAGAAGGACGAUCACUACGCUCAGUCUUGAAACCUGUACUUUAAAUUAUAGUCACUCCAUUUGCGCACAUACAA
Gracilinanus agilis (Agile Gracile Mouse Opossum) is the source of this 2417-nucleotide messenger RNA. RefSeq names its product F-box protein 30 (gene FBXO30). The transcript is spliced from 3 exons. Lineage: Eukaryota; Metazoa; Chordata; Mammalia; Didelphimorphia; Didelphidae. Bases 138 to 2387 code for a protein of 749 amino acids. The record is from RefSeq and is a predicted model, not a curated record. Gene Ontology annotation, molecular function: zinc ion binding; ubiquitin protein ligase activity; protein binding.